UUGACUUAACUGUUUAACCUUUACAUGUUUAAAGAGGAUCUCCGUGGCGAAAUCAUGGUACCGGCAGCUAAGAAACUCGAAGACCUCAUACAUCUGGCUGAACUUUGUGUUGAUCUGUUGCAACAAAAUGAAGAACACUAUGCAGAGCUUCGAAAGCAUGAGAAAAAGAAUAAGGAAAAAAAGGAAGGUCAAGCCACAAAAGAGGAAACAACCGAAGCAGCUACAUUGGGCGGUGCGGGGCAAGGUACAAACGGACCCGGAGCAUCAGCCGCCGCCAGUAUCGGCAGUAAUGAUGGCGAUUCUGGAAAAUCGGCUCCAGAAGCGGGAGCUACCGGAGCAGAUGGAGCAACAGCUUUUCGCUACUGCAUGCCAACACAUGCAGUAUUCACCUCACCAGUACCAACGGCAUUCGCAUGGUUCAGUGACCUGUUGGUGGAACAUGCAGAAAUCUUUUGGUCGCUAUUUGCUGUGGACAUGGAUAGGGUACUCACCGAGCAGCCACCAGAUACAUGGGACUCAUUUCCUUUAUUUCAAAUACUUAAUGACUAUUUGCGUGUAGACGAUAAUUUGCGGAACGGGCGCUUUCACCAACAUUUACGUGACACGUUUGCACCGCUAGUUGUACGCUACGUCGACCUCAUGGAAUCAUCAAUCGCUCAAUCAAUACACAAGGGCUUCGAAAAGGAACGCUGGGAUAGUAAAGGGAUUAAUGCAGCUUUAAAUCCAGCGACAUUAAAUAACGCGGCUCAGGCUUUAAAUACCGCAGCCCUUAAUCCGGCGGCGCUACUUGGGAGCAAAAAAGAUCAGGUCAAUUUCUAUAUACCAAAGCUACCAAGGCGUUCUGUUAAUGCUAACGAAGAUACGAGAAAUGGUUGUGCCACAUCCGAGGAUCUCUUUUGGAAAUUAGAUGCCUUACAAUCGUUCAUACGUGAUCUUCAUUGGCCGGAUGCAGAGUUUCGUCAACAUUUGGAGCAACGCCUGAAAAUGAUGGCUACUGAAAUGAUUGAACAAUGUAUACAGCGUACGGAUUCAUCAUUUCAGUCGUGGCUAAAGAAGAAUGUGGCCUUCAUUUCAACCGAUUAUAUAAUACCCUCGGAGAUGUGCGCAAUGGUUAAUGUGAUAUUAGACGCUAAAAAUCAAAGCUUUAAACUAACUACAAUAGAUGGUAUUGAUUUGUACAAAUUUCAUGCAAAAAUUGAUGACCAAAUCGAUAAAGCGAAUGUAGCUAUGACACAAGGACUCAUUAGUAAACUUAUGUCUGUGCUAGAGUCGACUUUGUCGAAACUGGCACGUUACGACGAAGGCAGCCUGAUUGGUUCCAUACUUAGCUUUACAAACGUGUCCAGCUCAGGGAAGGAUCUCGGACAAGGUUAUGUAAAUUUCUUUCGUAACAACAUGGACCAAAUACGUGGUAAAAUUGGCGACGAUUUAUGGACACUAAACUUUUUUGAACAAUGGUACACGCAGCAGAUUAAUAUGCUUUGUAAUUGGCUCUCCGAGAGGCUAGAUCAUGCUCUCCACUAUGCUCAAGUGACUUCCAUAUCACAUAUAACAAAGAAAAUUUACUCCGAUUUUGAGCUUCAAGGAGUACUAGAGGAUAAACUCAAUUCCAAAGCAUAUCAAACUGUUGCCCAACGUAUGGCCACUGAGGAGGCAACGUGCGCGUUAACCAUGCCUGAUGUUGUCGAGAGUGACGAGAACGUGGAUGGGCUGAAAGGCGAAGGAGGUGACGAAGAUGUCGCCGGUGACGAUGUUGGUGGAGGCGCUUCACGUGGUUUACCCAAACCGAAAAUUGCCGCCGCACAAGCAGCGGCCGUAACUAACGUCGUAGCUGGUCGGGUUGGCAAUUUAUUAGGAAAGGGUAUUGGUGGACUUAGCUCAAAGUUGGGAGGUGGGAGCUGGUUUUAAAGCCAACCCAACGUAAUGUAUUGAUAUUAAGGAGUCUAAUAGUGAUUUAAUGAAAAAAAUUGAUCGGUAUUAUUGCAGUUAUAUAGCAUGCAACCAUAUAACAAAGCCGUAACGUGAAAUUUUUAAUAGCGACAUGUAUAUGCCUGUAAUUAUACUCUUACAUUCAUAUACAUAUCGAAAAUUCGAGUAUACAUAAUAAUGCUUAAAUAUACGAAUUAUAUGAGUCUACAUACGACCUACAAAAAAUGUUUGCUAAAUAAUAUAAUUAUUGAAGAAAAUAACAUUUUAUUCAAUACCUACAAUCAGUUAAUAACUUUUUCUUCCUUUUAAUCCUACUGACAUAACAACAAACUUGCGAAAACUUAAAAAAGUUGUUACUUUAGUAUCUAAGACAUAUCUAGAUAUACUCAUAUUCUAAUAUACAACAUAUGUUUUUAAGUUUACAUACAUACAUAUACUGAUAUAUAUAUAUGUAUAUUAAAUAAUGAGCGUAUCACUGAAAUACGUUUCGAUUGCUCAAGAUAGGGGAUUUUGAUUUUCAAUAUUAACAGCAAAAUUUAUUCUAUACCCCUAUACAAUUCCAUUCAGAUGCAUAUACACACUUACAUAUAUCUGCAUUGUAUUCAAAAAUAUUGAAAAUGUUAUCUAAAUAGUAUAAUUUAAUUAUGAAUACUAAUAAUCUGUAACUCUUUAAUCGUUUACCUUGCGAAAAUGUUCAUGAUUAAAAAAGUAAAAAAAAAACUGUUAAAACAAGGCCUCAUAUUCACCUUGAUACUGCGAGCCAAGUCCAUGCAAUGUAAAAGAGAAGCAUAUAACAAAAUCUACAAUAUACAUAUAUGCAGUUUCACUACUUCGCAAUUCAGUAUCAGCCUAAUACGUGCAUAUGUUCAUACAUACACAGCGGGGGUACUAUUUUACUGAAUUUCACCAACACCACCAAACUAUUGCUACAUGACCAUCAACACAACUACCGCUCCAAUGAUAACCUAAAUCAAGUAUAAGAAUAAUGUAACAAACCCUUGAAAUAUUAAUUAUACAUUCUUCAUGACAUUGCGUAUACAGUGGUAUAAAGUACAUUUUAUUUAACGAAAGUCAUGAAUAACAAGUAAAAUAAAUUUAGAUGUUAUAAUCAUAUUCUAAAAGAUUU
Bactrocera tryoni is the source of this 3055-nucleotide messenger RNA. RefSeq names its product calcium-dependent secretion activator-like. The record is from RefSeq and is a predicted model, not a curated record. Gene Ontology annotation, biological process: synaptic vesicle exocytosis; dense core granule exocytosis. Bases 25 to 1908 code for a protein of 627 amino acids. The transcript is spliced from 9 exons. NCBI's taxonomy places the organism in Eukaryota, Metazoa, Arthropoda, Insecta, Diptera, Tephritidae.